AUGAAUAUCGAUAGGCCUGAAGCUUUGGAACGUGACGAGCUCAUUUACCUUGCUCGUCUAGCUGAGCAAUCAGAACGUUAUGAAGAAAUGGUAGCCUAUGUCAAAGCUUUUGUUAAGAAGUCUAGUCAAGAUCUCUCAGUUGAAGAGCGUAACAUCCUUUCAGUCGCAUAUAAAAAUGUGGUUGGCGCCCGCCGAACAUCAUGGAGAGUUCUUAACUCGAUUGAGCAAAAAGAAGAAAGAAGAGGCAACUCUGCCCACAAAACUUCAGCUGGCCAGUACAAAUCUGAUGUAGAGUCUGAGCUGAGAAGGCACUGUGACGACGUUUUGAAUGUGAUUGACACUGAUUUAAUUCCCAAAGUCGGCAAUUCUGAAUCAAGAGUCUUUUACCUCAAAAUGAAAGGUGACUACUACCGCUACAUGGCAGAGCUUGAACAAGCUGCAGCUCAAAGUCAAACUGCUAUAAGGGCUGGUGAAAGCUAUCAGGCAGCUUUGGAUAUUGCGAAAAAUGAACUCCCACCUACACAUCCUACAAGACUUGGACUUGCUUUGAAUUUCUCAGUCUUCAACUAUGAAAUCAAGAAAGAAAACGACAAAGCUUGUGAAAUGGCCAAAGCAGCAUUCGAUGAAGCUAUACCAGAGCUGGAUAAUAUUUCAGAAGAAAGUUAUAAGGACUCAACCUUGAUUUUGCAGCUUCUUAGAGAUAAUAUCACCUUAUGGACAUCUGGUGAGCAAGAAAACUAA
This is a messenger RNA of Blepharisma stoltei, 741 nucleotides long. Lineage: Eukaryota; Ciliophora; Heterotrichea; Heterotrichida; Blepharismidae. The record is from the annotation of a GenBank genome assembly.